Diuraphis noxia (Russian wheat aphid) is the source of this 1560-nucleotide messenger RNA. RefSeq names its product geranylgeranyl transferase type-1 subunit beta (gene betaggt-I). NCBI's taxonomy places the organism in Eukaryota, Metazoa, Arthropoda, Insecta, Hemiptera, Aphididae. Gene Ontology annotation, cellular component: CAAX-protein geranylgeranyltransferase complex. The record is from RefSeq and is a predicted model, not a curated record. Gene Ontology annotation, biological process: protein geranylgeranylation. Gene Ontology annotation, molecular function: CAAX-protein geranylgeranyltransferase activity.
GCAGGCUCGCUGCUGCACUAUACUGAUUAGUGAUUAGUGAUGAGAUUACUGACAAAUGGCAACGUAUAUUCACUAUGUAUUAUGGUCGUAUUAUUGUUCCGUGAUAGUUUGUAGUUAGUUGUAAUAGUUGUACUUGUAGCGCUGAAGCAUAGAACAUUAUGUCCUAUUUCAGGAUAUAUCUUGCAUGCGCAAACCAUAAAUAGUGUGAAUUUGCAAUUUUUCUGUUAAAUCAAUACCGCCGUAAAAUUAUGUCCUCAAAUUACCAUCUGUUGGCUGCAAACUGAUUUACCAGUCUACAUCAACUGGUUUAACGAGGCUCCUUCAAGAUGAACAAACCGCAGUUGAAACCAGAACAGCACAAGAAAUAUUUUCGCCGCUCGUUGGACCUGUUGCCUGGUGAGGUAGCUGUGUUUGAUUAUUCACGGCUCACCAUUCUAUAUUUUGCACUCAUCGGUUUGGAUAUAUUGGACGGCUUAGAUUCACUAACUGAUGACCGCAAGAAGGACAUUGUCGAGUGGGUAUACAGGCUGCAGUUGGUGCCCAAUGAAUAUUGUUCUGUGCACAAAUGUGGUUUCAUGGGUUCCACCACCGUCAUUCAUUUGAAGAAUCAUCCCGGCAGUGAAAAGUAUUGCGAAAGCAAUGUUGCUAUGACGUACAUGGCAUUGUGUAUUCUGAUUACAUUAGGUGACAAUCUAAGCCGUGUCAAUAAAUCAGCCGUUCUUCAAGGUGUAGCAUCUCUGCAAAAGUCUGAUGGAAGUUUCAAAAGCAACUAUGAACAUGGUGAAAGUGAUUUGAGAUUUGUGUACUGUUCACUUGCAAUAUGUAACAUAUUGAACGAUUCAUCUAGUAUCAAUGUAAAUAAUGCCAUUAAAUUCAUUUCAAAUUGUCUGAACUAUGAUGGAGCUUUUGGACAAAAUCCAGGAACUGAAUCGCACGGUGGUUCUACUUAUUGUGCGAUUGCGUCAUUAUCUCUGAUAAAUAAAUUAAAUCAUGUGUUAGAUAAGAACAAAUCUAGAAUUUUAGAGCGCUGGGCAGUGAAUCGACAAACCAAUGGCGGUUUUCAAGGAAGACCUAAUAAAGAUCCAGACACUUGUUAUUCAUUUUGGUUAGGUGCUACACUCAGUAUUAUGGGAUCACUUAAUAGAAUAAAUAAAGAGAGAAAUAGAGAUUUUGUUCUUAAUAAUGCUAAUUUAUUGACUGGUGGAUUUAGUAAAAAUAUGGAUUCUAUACCAGAUCCAAUGCACACCUGCUUAAGUUUGUGUGGAUUAAGUUUAAUUGGAGAAGAAAACCUAAACCCUAUUAAUCCUGCAUUAAAUAUUACCGUGAGGGCGGCAAAUUAUUUAAAACAAAUUCAAGGAGAUUUUACCUUACCAAACCAAAAUAAAUUCAAAACAGACACUGAUUGUUAAAUGAAUUGUGCCUGUAUUACAUGUUAAUUUUUAAGAAACAAUAAAUCUAGGCAGUAAUUUGUUUAUAUCAACCAUGACUGAUUUAUAUUUUUUUCUACAACUGAACAAUUAAAAAUAUACCAAAUAAAUGUAUACAUUUUAAUAUUAACAA